CCCCCACUGUCCCGCCUGCCUCCCCAGCUGCGUUCUCCGCUGCCCCGUCUGGCCGCCGGUGUCUGCUCCGCCGUUCCCUGCUCUGCCCCGCUCUCCCACACCCCGGACCCCGAAGCGCGUCUCCUCCUCGCACCGCCCCAGCUCCCGCAGUCCCGGUGAAUGCACGAAACGCCAACAUGACCGGCAUCGCCGCUGCUUCUUUCUUCUCCAAUUCCUGCAGGUUCGGGGGUUGCGGUCUCCAGUUCGAGUCUCUGGCCGAGCUCAUCGUCCAUAUCGAGGACAAUCACAUCGACACAGAUCCGCGGGUCCUGGAGAAACAGGAGCAGCAGCAGCCAACGUACCUGGCCCUGAGCUACAUCAACAGGUUCAUGACGGACGCAGCGCGGCGGGAGCAGGAGACCCUGAAGAAGAAGGCCACUCCCAAGCUGUCCCUGUCCAUCGCCGGAGGGGGCGUGUCCAGGAACAGCACGGCCACGCCCCCGCGCCACACCAGCGGCAACCUCACGCCCCCCGUCACCCCGCCCAUCACACCCUCCUCCUCCUUCCGAAGCAGCACGCCCACAGGUAAGACAGGCAGCGAGUACGAUGAGGAGGAGGUGGACUAUGAGGAGUCGGACAGCGACGAGUCCUGGACCACGGAGAGCGCCAUCAGCUCCGAGUCCAUCCUCAGCUCCAUGUGCAUGAACGGCGGCGAGGAGAAGCCCUUCGCCUGCCCCGUGCCCGGCUGCAAGAAGAGAUACAAGAAUGUGAACGGUAUCAAGUACCACGCCAAGAACGGCCACCGGACCCAGGUCCGCGUGCGCAAGCCCUUCAAGUGUCGCUGCGGGAAGAGCUACAAGACGUCCCAGGGCCUGAGGCACCACACCAUCAACUUCCACCCGCCCGUCUCCACCGAGAUCCUGCGCAAGAUCCAGGGCUAAGGCCCCCCACACCCCCUCCACCCUACCCACCCCCAACCCCUCCACCUCCCUAACCCCCCCUCAACCCGCCGAGAUCGGAGCACUUGUGCCAAUCGACCCCACCGACCAACCUGCUCAAUGUAGCCCCCCUACCCUCCCCCCACCCCCCCCCCGAAACAAUAGACUUAAGGAUCAUGCUUGAGUGUGUUGUUCUAAGUGCAUGCUUUAAGUUUUUCUUUGGUCGUAGAGGGAAAAGAGGGCGUCCCAAUAUGUUCUUAUUCUUUCGUCCGUCGAGUGGUAUAACGUCUCAAAAUAAUGUUUUGUAUUUCAUCCAUGGUAUAUUGUAUUUUUGACAAAUUAUCUUUAUCUUUGUAGUUCAGUAUUGUACAUUUGCACAUUCAUAUAUGCUGUUGCAUUGUUUUGUUACGUGUUGUUUUUACUUGCAUACGGUGCUAUCUGUAAAAGAAAAACAAGAGAAAGAAAAGACAAAAAACAAACGGAGUGAAAGAGAAUCAUGAAAAAAGUUUGCUAAGGAAACAUGGAAACAGGAAGUAAAACUAAGCCCCGCCCCCUUCGUCCCUGCCCGUCUUCUGCCAUGUUCGAGUUGGCUCACUCGGGCACUAUUCAGGGCAUCAUCACCAUUUGCUGUACACAACUUGAGUGUACAAAUCUGGUUCCCUAUAUGGUGCACUUAAUAACCACAAUGCACCGUAAAGGAAAUGUACAACAGGUUCUUCACUGUUCUCCUAAUAGGGUACUAUAUAGUGGUCACUAUUUAGUAUCACAUAAAGGGAACAGUGUAAGUAUAUAGGGUUCGCUCUGUAGGGAUUACGCAAUAAGGGCGAACAAGGUGAGCCAAUUCGAACACAGACUAUCAGUACGAUGACGUUACUUCAGAUGCUGGUCCAGGCCCAGGACUCUGCACACUCCCCAGUGCUUGUGACACAUCCGCGUCCAGUCCAUCCUCGGAGUCCGCCUCCCCAGCUGUUCCCUGGGCAACAGCGUCUCAGCGGGAAAGGGGCGGCGGAGUUCAAAAGUGGCUGGAGCCCACCCGAGUUCCGACCAGUUUACCUAAUAGAUAUAUCGAGAUAUAAACGACAAAUAUGUAUGUGUAUAUAAAAAAAAAGAUAUAUGUAUCCAUGAACAUAUGCAACAAAUAGUUAACUUUAUUUUCGAGCUUUAUUUUAUAUAUAUUUUCCCAUGCGUUUAGGAUUGUUUCUUUUUGUUCUUAUUUUUCUGUGGUCGUUGUGCGUUAUCAAACUAAGUGUUCUUUUCAUUCCUUGGUUCACAGAGAUGCUCCAGCGCGGUGUCGUCCCAGGUGCUGGGGUGUCUCUGGGUCAGAAGACCAAAAGUGUCACAAACUGUGUGUAGCCUUCGCUAGCCCUAGAAGCUAGCCUCUAGAUCCUAGAGGCCAGUGGUUCCCAACCUCUUUUGGCCCGGGACCCAAUUCCUGGCGCUGAAAAACAUCUGCCGGUAAUAUCAAUGCCCCGGUGGACUCACAGCCACAAGUGGCUUUGAGUCAUUAGGCUGUCAGUUUGUAUAUACCGGACGUCUAUGGGACAUUUUAUAAAAAAAACAAACAAACAAAAAAACGUUUUGUUUGCUAAAACGAAUCAAUAGCUAUCUCUCCAGCUUGUGCCAGCGAUCCCAUGCGACCGCCAUAUGCAUAUCCCGGGGAGCCAAGGGUUGGGAACCACGGCCCUAGCAGCUGAAGUCAGUUAAAGCUUGUCUAGUGAAGUGUCGUCAGCCGCACUCAAGCAUAACUUUGGUGUAUUGACGGCCAGAAUAGGUCCAAACACAUUUCCUCCCCCACCAACACCAUCGCCACCUCCCCACUCCAUUCCACCUCCAGCCCAUUUAGUUUUCGCUCUGGCUUCUUUCUUUUACUUUCAAACCUUUUGAGCGUUGCCUGACAAUAAUUCCUGACAUGCGAGAGGCAGGACAUACCCAGGUAAACGCUGUACACAAUCCCUGUUGCCAAGAGUGUUUGAUUUGUUGUGUUUUUUUCCCAUGGUCCAUUGCCAACAGCUCUCGACUGCCAAACUCUCAACACAACCAUGUGCCUAAGGGGUUGUGGGAAGGGAAGGGAGGGGGGGACGGGGGGGGAUGGGGAGGGCGGCAUGGUGGGGGAGGGGGGGGGGUGGGGUCUCCGACUGGGGAUCAGAAAAAAAAAACAAGUGUUUUUUUCUCGUGCAAGUCAUGGCACCUAACCCAAAUGUACAGAUGUAUGGGUGUACAUUGAUGGAAUGUUUUCAUGCAUGUUUUUUCUAUGUUCUGCAUAUCGGUGGGUGGGGUACCAAGUGCAGAUUUUGUCUUUUUCAAGAGAUUACCAGCUACAUCAGCAGCGACAACUUUCUGAGUGUAUUGUAGAUCAUGCCUUUCUAAUACAGUCGUGGAUGUGUGUGUGUGUGUGUGUGUGCGCAUGCGUGAGCGUGUCACUUUGUAGCCAAGUGUUACCUGCAGUAUCCAGUGUCAAGGCCUAUAGUGUUACUCCUGUGUUUUCAGUUCUGUUCAGUAGUCUGAUGUGCCCCCCUCCCCCCCCCACCCUUUUUUGUUGGAUGUCUGGCUGUCAAUUAUAUGAAGCAUGAGACCCCCACCCCUUUACCUCCCACUCAUGUCAUCUGUUCCCCACCUCCCUCACUCCCAGGGAGGUUUCCAGGUGAUGCUCGUGUACCCUCAGCAGGUGUUACAGUGGCGGGCUUCACAUCCCCUCCUCCCUCCCUCCCUCCCCUCGGCUCUUCGCUCCUCCUCCUCCACUGCUUUGUUUCCAUGGCGACGCGAGUAAGUGGCGGGGUAAACGAAAUAGUGCCACUUGGCUCUGUACAUACUGCGAAGAAUUUACAAGCACAACGAUGAAGACGAAUCCCAAUCCUAUCGGUUUGUUUUAAAGGAGGGUCUUUUUUAAAGGGGUCUUGGAGCUUUGCCAACAGCAGACAAGACAGAGAGCUGCAGAGUCACGGCAUCGCAUGCACAGGGAUGGCCUUUUCUGCCUCCCCUACCCAAACACUCCCUCUGUCCCGAUCCUUCUCUCCCACUCUCUCUCUCGGCAAUCCUGCCGCUUAAACAGUAGUUUUAUUUUUUUCUUCAUCUCUUCUUCCUCCUGCGUGCCUGGCCCCGGAUCAUCGGCCAGGCCAGGCCGAGACGGCCGCUCUCCCGAGCCUAGGUCUGUCAAACACUCGUAAAGGAAAAGUACUUUGCAGCGAGACCACCGUUGCCAUGGGAACCAUUCAGUCGCAUACCCUUUUAAAACGGGGGGGCCGUAUUAACGCGCACUGGAGGAGGAGGAGCGGAGGAUGUGUGUUUCUGUGUGUCUGUGUGUGUGGGGGGGAAGGGUUGUAGGAGUGCAAAGGAGGGUACUUCAGUAUACUUUGUACAGUGAAUGUAUUGUGUAUCGUCGUGUGUCCGUUGUCAAGUGCUUUUAAAUUAUAUUUUCGUACGUAAACGUGGGGACCGACGUUUCCCUUUUUUUUGUAUGAGGGGGACAGCCGGUUCGGUGGAGAGUGACGCUGUCACACUGUCUUUCUAUAUAAAAAAGCUGCUUCUUACAUGUAAACAGGAAACAUUGAAAGAAAAACUGUAAAAAAAUAAAGAGAAAUGCAGUGUA
Molecule: messenger RNA, 4503 nt
Organism: Gadus morhua (Atlantic cod)
Lineage: Eukaryota; Metazoa; Chordata; Actinopteri; Gadiformes; Gadidae
Product: juxtaposed with another zinc finger protein 1
Exons: 5
Coding region: 177-920 (247 amino acids)
Cellular component (GO): nucleus
Source: RefSeq, a predicted model, not a curated record